This is a messenger RNA of Nymphaea colorata (pocket water lily), 694 nucleotides long. RefSeq lists its product as uncharacterized. Gene Ontology annotation, biological process: rRNA 5'-end processing. Lineage: Eukaryota; Viridiplantae; Streptophyta; Magnoliopsida; Nymphaeales; Nymphaeaceae. The coding region runs from base 77 to 619 and encodes 180 amino acids. The transcript has 5 exons. The record is from RefSeq and is a predicted model, not a curated record.
GAUUUUAAUUCUUCAAAAAGGUAGGAACUUGAACUUGUUUUUUAAGAAUUGCUUCCAUGACUGAACCUAACGAGCCAUGACACGGAAGACUGGAGAGAGAUGUCGGGGAGGAGCCAGCGCCUCGUCUGAGAUCAAAGAAUCAGUUGACUUGACCAUCUUGAACCCUCCCGACCCUUUCCCUUCUUUUUUUCUAGCCGGGCAGAAGCUUGCCGCCAGUCUGCUUUUGUGGAUGGCGGUGUGCAACGCCGUCGCGGAUUCAGUCUUCCAUUCCAUCGGUCACGCUGGUUCAGGAGUUGGCUGUCAUGCUGUCCAGGCUCUGACGCUUGCCUGUGGUGUAAUUGUUGUUCAAUACCAAGAGAUGAAGCUUGUGAACCCAAAUGACUUAUUCCAUUAUCUCUUGAAGAAUAACAAGCUGAACAGAGGGCGGUUGCUUGGGUUAGAUGUUGGUAGUCGGUAUGUUGGUUUGGCUAUUUCUGACCGCAACAAUGCGCUUGCAUCACCUCUGAGUGUAUUAGUAAGAAAGAAGUCAAACAUACAGUUGAUGGCCAGUGACUUUGAGACUUUGGUUUCAAGAUGUCAGCUAUUCGUGUCGAUAUCUAUAGAUUCUGGUUUUGUGUAGGUGGCACAAGUAAAGCUAUUCGUGGAUUCUCUUCGCAGGACUGGGCAACUUGAAGGAUUGAGCUACACGUACUGG